Patella vulgata (common limpet) is the source of this 3376-nucleotide messenger RNA. RefSeq lists its product as uncharacterized. The transcript has 8 exons. NCBI's taxonomy places the organism in Eukaryota, Metazoa, Mollusca, Gastropoda, Patellidae. Bases 130 to 3000 code for a protein of 956 amino acids. Gene Ontology annotation, cellular component: plasma membrane. The record is from RefSeq and is a predicted model, not a curated record. Gene Ontology annotation, molecular function: carbonate dehydratase activity; zinc ion binding.
GGUGGAUAUAUUCUUCCGUUUUACUAACCUUUCCACAGUGUUGAACGUGGUUGUGGGAGGGAGCGCACAUUAGUCGGGACUAAUAGCAACGAAUUCAGAAGGAGUAGCUGAAACAAGUUGAUUGUCGUCAUGGCUAAGAUUUCUUUAAUGUUCUUGCUCUCUCUUAUGAGACAACAAGAUCCCUCCCACAAAGCACAGAACUACCACUGGAGUUAUCUGGGAACGGAAGGUCCAUCAUCAUGGCAGAAACAUUAUGAACACUGUGCAGGGAAGAGACAGUCACCUAUAAACAUCGAUACCAAUACCGUAGUAUAUGACGAGACGUUACAAGACUUUGAUUUAUCGGAGUUUCAUCUUCUAAGGGGAUCUCAACAUCCUAUGAUAGUUAACGUCACCAACAAUGGUCAUUCUGCAAGUGCAAGAGUUCCUGGCGAGAUACAUUGUAGUGGUGGAGGAUUAUCGGGAGCAUAUAGAACAGCUGAGUUUCAUUUCCAUUGGGGUUCUAUUGAUAACCGAGGAUCUGAACAUGGAAUCAAUGGUCGCGUUUAUCCUUUAGAAAUGCACGUAGUUCAGUACGCAGUAAAAUAUGGUAGUCUUGCAAAGGCUAAGACAAAACCUGAUGGGUUAGCUGUAUUAGGUACUAUGUAUGAGAUUUCUGAACAAGAUAACCCGUCCUUUGAGCCAGUCGUUGCGGCCUUAAAAAAUAUCAAACACGAAGGCAAUGAAGACUCUAUAACUAAUCUAGACUUGAGAAACCUUUUACCUAAAGAUUCCAGUAAAUUCUACCGUUAUGAAGGCAGUUUAACCACACCGCCGUGCUUUGAAAGUGUUAUUUGGACCGUAUUUGCUAUACCCCAAAAGAUAUCAGCACCACAGCUUGCCGUACUACGAUCACUGUUUCUUGAGGCUCAUGGCGAUGCUGGGUUGAAACCGACUGAUGGCCACAGUCACACUGUUAAUGUCCAAAGUCAGCCUGGUAGUUCUACAACAAAUUCUGUUAAAUAUUUAGUAGAUAAUUUUCGCCCCUUUCAAGUUCUUAAUGGACGAGUGGUGAAGAAAAGCUUCAAAGAGUUACAUCCCAUCUCAAAUACUGCACCAACUACUAGUCUCACACAAGCAGAUAUCAAACAAGUUAACACAGCAAUGGAAUCGAGCCACCCUGUUGGCAGUUCACCCAGCAACAACAUAGGUAACUUCAAUCUUGAAAAUGGACACAAAACAAUAUUAUCCGGAGCGAAUGCUGUGCCAGGAUUUAACGCAGCUAGUGACACCAAGGCCGCGGCAACUCGUACACAGAUCUCGGUGCCUGAACAGCAGCUAACAUCAAUUAAACUUGGUAGUGCUAACGAGGCAAUCCGACAGUCUAAAGCUGGCCUCAGUUCAAUCGUCAAUGAGUCACCACCACCCGCCUCCACACCUCCUCCACAACCAACAACUCUCCAAACAACACAAGCAAUGGCAACGCAUAUCAACACUGUUAGCGAACCUACUGUGUCGAUACCACCGCGAGAAGUACCAAUCAACCCCAUUCGAUCACCAGCUUGGCUUCCGAAAGGAGCUGUUCCAGUACAGUCAAGUUCUACAUUUCCACCUUCUAACACCGCUAAUCUUCAGAUAACUGGACAAUUACCAUACGAACAGGCGCAACAACCACAAAAUAAUCAACCUAUACAAACACAAAUACCGAUCAGUACACCAAAAAUAACCCAAGAACAACAAAAACAAGUUCCAAAUGAUCAAUCUUAUCGGCAGCUACAACAAAAUCUCCAAGGUCAAUUUCCAUCAAAUGCUCAAUUCAGUUAUCAACCAGAGACUCAAGCACUGAUUCAACCCCAAACCCAGCAUCAAACUCAGACAAAUCAUCAACCCCAGCAAAAUCCGCAAAAGCACCAAUCGCAGCAACAGCAUCAACCCCAGUCACAGCCUCAAACCCAACACCAGGCACCACGACAAACACAACAACCACAGCCACAACAACCAACAAUAUACCAAUAUCAACGACAGGUACAACCAGCUGUUCAUACACAGACAAUAUAUAAACCAAAUAUAGCUCCACCAGCAAAUACAAAACAACAAACCCAACAUCAACCGAGUCAGUUUACCCAACCACAGCAGCAAGUAAGACCUCAGCAAGCAAUUAGAACUCAACCCCAACAACAUCAAAUUGUCUAUCAACCCCAACAACAACCUCCCCAACAACAACAACAGACUGUUUAUCAGCCCCAACAACAACAGACUGUUUAUCAGCCCCAACAACAACAUACUGUUUAUCAGCCCCAACAACAACAACCCCAACCACAAGCCUAUCAAGCCCAAACCCAUCAGGCUGUUUAUCAACCACAUCAGCAAGUUCAACAACAGGGUUUUCAACCCCAAUCUCCGCAACAAGUGGUUUAUCAUCCACCCCAGCCACAACGGGCAGCUGUGUAUGUACCGCAACCUCAGAAUCAAGGCUACAUCCAGGCCCAGACUCCACAAUAUGUUUACCAACCACAACAAAAACAAAGAAACGCCCAGCAAGUGUACGUUCCACAACAACAACCACCACCACAACCACAGUCACAGCCACAACCACAAUACGUGUACCAUGCACCAACUGUGCAACACUCGUACAAACCACAACCAAAUGCACAGAACACAUAUCAACCACAACAACCUAAGCUACAACGUCAGGUUUAUAAACCCCCACAACCAUUCUUCCCAGGACAAACUCGUCCAGCAUCACAAAUUAUAAAUCAACAUAACACAAACUAUGAUAGAGGAACAAUGGUCCAGUCUCUGAGGAGGGCUGAACCUGCAGGGGCCUCUACCCCUAACCCCUCUAGAACAGCUAAUGAAGAUUCGCCGUUUGUUGUGAUAAAGCCAAUACGGACGCCUGUUAGAGUGCGGACUGAAUACGCCCAAGGAAUGUAUAAUGGUCAUAAUGCCCCGAACUAUUCGCCUUUAGAUUCCGUUAUUCGUUCAGUGGGUUUAAAUUCCAUGACGAGUGAGAUACGUUAAGUCAAAUGUACAUUCAGCGUGAUUCAAGAGAAAUCUGACUCUGUCCCCCGAACAGAUAAAGCUGGAUCUUCAGCAGAAGAAGAGAACGUAGGAGCAUCAAAUCAGUAGUGUCUGAUAAUGUACUUAUCCUGGUGUAGCAUUAUUAGUGGUCUAAUUUAAUCCUGAAUUAUAUUAUACAGAUUUUGCCAUGUACACUUGUAAUUGAUGGAAGUGGAGAACUAUAGGCGGGUGUGUUUUAUUUGUUCGGUGUAAAAUACGUUUAAACGAACGUUAACGAAUACGAAGAAAAAAUGUGGAUAAUUUAUAAACUGAUAUGAACUAAUAUAUUAUCAGACUGACCACCGUGGUCCUAUGCUGUAAAUAUGUAAAUAUUCCC